AUGCAUUCUGGUAGUACUAGUAAUAGAAAUUAUAAUUAUAAUUAUAAUUAUAAUAAUAAUAAAAGUGAUAAAAGUGAUAAAAGUGAUAAAAGUGAUAAAAGUGAUAAAAGUGAUAAAAGUGAUAAAAGUGAUAGCAUCAACAAAAGUUCAUUUUCACCUUCUGUUUCUCGUCAGUCUCACCUUCGAUUUUCAUCUGCAACUGCUAAAGCUACAGUCUAUGUCGACGUCGACGAGGCCGAUCUCUCAACUGAAAGUAUUCUUUUACCCGCAGAACCUUACGGAUCCACUAACCACCAUUACGAGUAUCCCGUUAACCCGCGUCCUAGAAGUUCACCAGAUCCUUCAGCUCCAUAUAGAACCAUAUCUAGAAGCUCUUCUUCGUCUUCAGGCACCAUCACGCCCCCGCGGUCACGCCCCACCCCACGGCUGUAUUAUGACCCCAACAUUAAUAAUGACGACAACAACAAAAACAAGAAUAUCGUCAUAAAUACAAAAAACUAUAACAACAACAACAACAACAACAACAAUAAUAAUAAUAAUAAUAAUAAUAAUAAUAAUAAUAACGAUCCUAAUAGCAACCAUGAAAGCUCCCCCCAUAUUAGCUCCGGCCUAGAGUUGCCUCUUUCUUCCCAGUAUCAUCAAAACAAUGGUAGUAAUACCGUCUCUAUCAUUACUCCUACCACUACCACUACCACUACCACUAUGGCAUCUGCAGACGCUGAUCUCCGCACUUCUCUCUCUUCAAUCCUUAGACCACGACCAGCACGACUAGUGUCUGCACCUGCUAGUGCCCCUUCAUCAUCAUCUCCUAAACUUCAUUCUCCUACAAAUGCGUCUCGGCCUCCGUCUUCUUCUUCAUCUUUUUCGUCUGGCUCUUACCCAGCUGUGGUUUAUUUUGACCAAACUGUGUCAUCCAUGCAUCACCAACACAACCACAAUUACUACUACGGCAACCACCAUAACCACCAACCUCCACAAGACACACUGUUUCUCGUGUCUGAACGAGAAGUGGACCGCCGAGAACUAGCCCACUUUUACGGAGUGCAUUCGACCGUUUCAAUCACGAGCUCUGCAGAGUCGCUCCUGUCUUCUGGAAGUAGUGACGCCGAUCCAAAUAAUGAUAAUGGUGGAGACUCUAAAAAUGCCUCGGCAGAUAUUUCCUCUUCCUCCUCUGUUGCGCAUACACCACCGCACCAUCGACCGUCCCCGCAAAAUAAUAAUCCCAACAACACUAAGAAGAAGAAAAGGCACCAUGGAAAACAUGAUCGAAUUAAACGGUCGUCUUCUGCAUCUUCCUCAUCUUCAAGACCUUUUGUAGAUUUAACAACUGUAUCUCUAGCGGCAGCAGGUCUGUCGCUGGUGGCGGGACUUUCUUUUAGUGCGGGCUACGCUUUGGGUCGACGUUCAACAGGUCACUUGACUGUUUCAGGGUGA
Messenger RNA from Magnusiomyces paraingens, 1434 nucleotides. RefSeq lists its product as uncharacterized. The transcript has a single exon. Lineage: Eukaryota; Fungi; Ascomycota; Dipodascomycetes; Dipodascales; Dipodascaceae. The record is from RefSeq and is a predicted model, not a curated record. Bases 1 to 1434 code for a protein of 477 amino acids.